AUGAAUUAAAAUAACGUUGGCCUUAUGAAUAGGAAAUAUUAAUGUAUUAAUACUGACUAGAGAAUAUCACUCCUAGUGGAUAUUUUAGUUGAAGGAUUAUCAAUAAAAGAAGCUGCAAAGAAGAAUAAUAUUAAAUUCUCUUCAGCAAAAGUAAUUCUAAAACUAUUUAAACAUGAGGGACGUAUUGGAAAACUUAAAGAAAAUUAAUUAUCUUAAGUAGAUGUUAGUUCAUAAAUAAAACAAUAAACUGUAGUACUAGAUGAUAAUACACUAUUAUGUUAGAGUCUUUUGAAAUAAAUAGAAGAUAUUAAGACUAGAAACAAUUAAUUGCAGUAGACGCUGACAAUUUAUAAAUAAAUAAAUAAUUAAUUUAAAUAAGAAUGA
This is a messenger RNA of Paramecium primaurelia, 384 nucleotides long. The record is from the annotation of a GenBank genome assembly. NCBI's taxonomy places the organism in Eukaryota, Ciliophora, Oligohymenophorea, Peniculida, Parameciidae.